AUGGAAGGAGACGGCGGAUGUUCACCCACGUCCAGCGGCGAAAAGAGAAAAAACAGAGACGUCGACAAACCCUACAGAGGGAUAAGGAUGAGGAAGUGGGGCAAGUGGGUGGCUGAGAUUCGUGAACCCAACAAACGUUCACGUAUUUGGCUUGGCUCAUACUCCUCUCCCGUCGCUGCUGCCCGUGCGUAUGACACCGCCGUCUUUUACCUCCGCGGCCCUUCCGCCAGUCUUAACUUUCCGGAUUCCAUAGGAGACGAGGGAUUCCUCCAUGACCUAUCCGCUGACUCGAUCCGAAAAAAAGCUACUGAGGUAGGAGCUAAAGUCGACGCCAUCCAAAGCCAAAACCGCGGCCCAGAGCUCCACCACUUGCCGCCAAAAUCAUACUCCGGUCGUGUUUGCUUAAAUCCAGACCUAAACGAGUACCCAAGUCCAGAAUCUUCAGACGAAUGUUAG
Messenger RNA from Lactuca saligna, 456 nucleotides. Lineage: Eukaryota; Viridiplantae; Streptophyta; Magnoliopsida; Asterales; Asteraceae. The record is from the annotation of a GenBank genome assembly.